AUGUUCAACUCGGUGAACCUGGGCAACUUCUGCCCCUCGCAGUCGCGCAAGGAGCGCGGAGGCGGAGGAGGAGGCGGCGGCGGCGGCGACUUCGCGGAGCGAGGGGGCUGCGCGUCCAACCUCUACCUGCCCAGCUGCACCUACUACGUGCCCGACUUCCCCUCCGUGCCCUCCUUCGCCCCGGCUCGCCAGAUCUCCUACCCGUACCCCGCCAACCUGGCGCAGGUGCCCCGCGAGGUGCCCUACGCGCUGGAGCCCUCGGGGAAAUGGCACCCGCGCGGGAAUUACGCGGCGUGUUACUCCGCCGAGGAGCUGAUGCACCGCGAGUGCAUCCCGCCCGCCGAGAUGCUGCUGAAGAACGAGAGCUACCACCACCACCACCACCACCACCACCACCACCAGCACGCCCCGGCCCCUCCGGCCGCGCCGCCGGCGGCCUCGGGGUUUUACCCCGCCGUCGGCAAGAACUCGGUGCUGCCGCAGGGCUUCGAUCGGUUCUUCGAGAGCUCCGCGUUCUGCGGCGCCGAGGGAGCGCCCGGCAAAGGGGACGAGGGGAAGAGCGCGGAGGGCAACGCGCAGGAGGAGGAGGAGGAAGAGGAGGAGGAGGAGAGCGCCAACCCCGGCUCGGCCUCGGCGUCCUCCUCGUCGGGAGCCAAGGAAGGCUCCAAGAGCGGAGCUCAGAGCGCUCCCAGGACGAGGAAGAAGCGCUGCCCCUACUCCAAAUUCCAGAUCCGGGAGCUGGAACGGGAAUUCUUCUUCAACGUCUACAUCAACAAGGAGAAGCGGCUGCAGCUGUCGCGGAUGCUGAACCUCAGCGACCGCCAGGUCAAGAUCUGGUUCCAGAACCGCCGCAUGAAGGAGAAAAAGCUCAGCCGGGACCGCCUGCAGUAUUUCUCUGGGAACCCCUUGUUGUGA
Hirundo rustica (Barn swallow) is the source of this 915-nucleotide messenger RNA. It is a transcript of the gene HOXC11, whose product is annotated as homeobox C11. Bases 1 to 915 code for a protein of 304 amino acids. The transcript is spliced from 2 exons. Lineage: Eukaryota; Metazoa; Chordata; Aves; Passeriformes; Hirundinidae. The record is from RefSeq and is a predicted model, not a curated record. Gene Ontology annotation, biological process: regulation of transcription by RNA polymerase II; anatomical structure development. Gene Ontology annotation, cellular component: nucleus. Gene Ontology annotation, molecular function: RNA polymerase II cis-regulatory region sequence-specific DNA binding; DNA-binding transcription factor activity, RNA polymerase II-specific.